AUGCCGUCCUCGCCCAUCCCGGCGGCUGGACCCAGCACUCUCCAUCUGGGCGCACAGGGGGUGUCCACUCAAGGCAUCUCCCCUUACAAUUUCAUGCGUGAGGGCACCACCUUCGCCUGCCGAACCGAGCUCGUUGGUUCGGGCAGUGGUGUAGUCAAGGUGGUGGUGGGCUUCAUGGUUGGGUGCAGCAACAACUAUCUGUUGCCUGACGCGGCCAAGAGGCAUCAUUCUGCCUUGUUUGGAGGGCAAAGUCAGCCUGAAAAGGCCUUCAAGCUCCACUUCAAGGCAGUCUGCCAGGGGAAGGGAAAAGGGGAGGGGCCAUGCCAGAAAUGGAGAAAGAUGAAGAAGAGCAGGAAAAGCAGGAGCAGAAAUAGUGCAAGCAGGAAGAGCGGGAAGGAAGAGCAGCGCUCAGAUCCUUCAGCAGAGGAGCAGGGGCAGGAACAGCAGCACUCAGAAGCAGUGAGGAGCACAAAGAGCAGGAGCACAAAGAGCAGUGCUCAGGAGCAUCAGCAGGAGCAGGAGCAUCAGCAGGAGAAGGAGCAUCAGCAGGAGAAGGAGCAGGAGCAUCAGCAAGAGAAGGAGCAGGAGCGCCAGCAGGAGAAGGAGCAGGAGCGCCAGCAGGAGCAGGAGCAGUCCCUUCAACAUAGGAUCAGGGAGAGCAGAGCAGGAACAGCAGAGCACAAAGAGCAUCAGCAUCAGCAGGAGCAGGAGCAGGAGCAGGAGCAGCAGGAACAAGAGCAGCACUCAGACUUUCCAACAGAGGAUCAGGAAGAGCAGAGCAGGAGCAGGAAGAGCAGCACUCAGGCCUUCCGACAGAGGAUCAGAAACAGCAUAGCAGGAAGAGUAGAAACAGGAAGAGCAAGAGCAGGAGCAGGAGGAGCAGGAGCAGUAAGAGCGGUGCUCAGGUCCUUAGGCGGAGCGUACAUUGCUGCAUGA
Molecule: messenger RNA, 936 nt
Organism: Ceraceosorus guamensis
Lineage: Eukaryota; Fungi; Basidiomycota; Exobasidiomycetes; Ceraceosorales; Ceraceosoraceae
Exons: 3
Coding region: 1-936 (311 amino acids)
Source: RefSeq, a predicted model, not a curated record